AUGUUACAAGAUUACAAACUAGGAGGAAAAUAUAAAACAUUUUGGAAAUUUCCUGGUGGACUAUCAGAUGAAGGAGAAAAUAUUGGAGCAACAGCAGAAAGAGAGGUUUUUGAAGAAACUGGAAUAAAGUCAGAAUUCCAGGCUCUGCUCCUUUUACGUCAGCAACAUAAAUCAAAAGCAACAUUCAACAAGUCAGACAUUUAUGUGGUAUGUAGAAUGAAGCCAUUGACACAUGAUAUAAUAUUAUGCAAUGAUGAAAUCCAAGAUGGCUGCUGGAUGCAUCUUCGUGAUAUUCUGCRACACCCUGAUACCUCUCCUGCGACUAAACUAGGUGCUAAGCUUGCUUUAAGUGGAGUUCAGUUUGGAUUUCAACAUUUUGACAUUACAGCAAGUCAAAUAAGGUCUUUAGUUGAGCCAUCUAUGAUGUGGUGUGUUUACCAUAGACCUUUAGAAAGUGUUGGUUUAUUGAGUGAACAGAAUGAGUUUACAGUGGAGCCUUCAUCAAGUAAUAACCACCCUCAGGAAAUGGCCAAGUGAUGUUUUGGUUGGGCUGCCUGURUAGGGAAGGCAGAGGAAGCCCAAAAUAAAAGCACACUGCAAAGGACAAAUUUAAUCAUUCAUUGUAGAGGCCACAAACUGAUCACGAAUGGAAUGACCAUUUGUCACAAAUGUAAUACUGACAGCAAAUGUACAUAACAAUUACACAAAUCUAAUAAUUUAGCACAAAUUAGAUUACCAUUGGUAGAAAAUGUGGUUAUGAUGCGAGGCCAUGUCACAUUUGUGAUCAAAUUGUUAUUACUUUUGUAAUUCAGUGGUUAUUUCAUUUGAGUUAAUUUAUUGUGACAUAUGUGAUCAAACAAACCCAAUUUAUUGCCCUCGUGCUACUGUGUGAGAAAUAUUGAUAUCAUGUUUUUAUUAUAAGAAUAUGUAAAAACCACCAGGUAUGUAAUUAAAUUUGAAGUAACAUUGUGUGAAUCAUAAAGGGCCACAAGAAUUACAACUAAAA
Molecule: messenger RNA, 1006 nt
Organism: Exaiptasia diaphana
Lineage: Eukaryota; Metazoa; Cnidaria; Anthozoa; Actiniaria; Aiptasiidae
Product: nucleoside diphosphate-linked moiety X motif 6-like
Exons: 4
Coding region: 1-537 (178 amino acids)
Molecular function (GO): ADP-ribose diphosphatase activity; NAD binding; NADH pyrophosphatase activity
Source: RefSeq, a predicted model, not a curated record